This is a messenger RNA of Tupaia belangeri chinensis (Chinese tree shrew), 1397 nucleotides long. RefSeq names its product metabolism of cobalamin associated D (gene MMADHC). The coding region runs from base 16 to 1083 and encodes 355 amino acids. The transcript is spliced from 8 exons. The record is from RefSeq and is a predicted model, not a curated record. Gene Ontology annotation, biological process: cobalamin metabolic process. Gene Ontology annotation, cellular component: mitochondrion. NCBI's taxonomy places the organism in Eukaryota, Metazoa, Chordata, Mammalia, Scandentia, Tupaiidae.
CGCUCCUUCCCAUUGAUGCGCUCGGUAGCAGCCUCUCAGCCUGGUCGCUGCCCGCCGGACGCUACCAUCUCCGCCUUCGCCGCCGCCAUUUUGACUGAGGGGAGUCGGGUUCCGAGACAGCUGGAGGCGGCGGUGGUGGCUGGCAUAACUUCACAAAGGAGAGCUAUCUUGCGACCGUCCUCUCCUCUAGAGAUGGCCAAUGUACUCUGUAACAGAGUCAGAUUGGUUUCCUAUCUCCCAGGAUUUUGCUCUUUGGUUAAAAGGGUCAUCAAUCCCAAAGCCUUUUCAACUGCAGGAUCUUCAGGUUCUGAUGAGUCUCAUGUGGCCACUGCACCUCCAGACAUAUGCUCUCGAACAGUGUGGCCUGAUGAAACCAUGGGACCAUUUGGACCUCAGGAUCAGAGAUUUCAGCUUCCUGGGAACAUAGGUUUUGAUUGUCACCUCAAUGGGACUGCUUCACAGAAGAAAAGCCAGGUUCAUAAAACAUUGCCUGAUGUUCUAGCAGAACCCUUAUCAAGUGAAAGACAUGAGUUUGUGAUGGCACAAUAUGUGAAUGAAUUUCAGGGUAAUGAUCCUCCUGUUGAACAAGAAAUUAACAGUGCAGAAGCUUAUUUUGAAAGCGCCAGAGUAGAGUGUGCAAUCCAAACAUGUCCAGAAUUGCUGCGAAGAGAUUUUGAAUCACUAUUUCCAGAAGUGGCUAAUAGCAAACUAAUGAUUCUGACUGUAACACAGAAAACUAAGAACGAUAUGACCAUGUGGAGCGAAGAGGUGGAAAUUGAAAGAGAAAUGCUCUUAGAAAAGUUUAUCAAUGGUGCUAAGGAAAUCUGCUAUGCUCUUCGAGCUGAAGGCUAUUGGGCUGACUUUAUUGACCCAUCAUCUGGUUUAGCAUUUUUUGGACCAUAUACAAACAGCACUCUUUUUGAAACAGAUGAACGCUAUCGGCAUUUAGGAUUCUCUGUUGAUGAUCUUGGCUGCUGUAAAGUGAUUCGUCAUAGCCUUUGGGGUACCCAUGUGGUUGUAGGAAGUAUCUUCACUAAUGCAACACCAGACAGCCAUAUUAUGAAGAAAUUAAGUGGGAACUAGCUGUAAUGUCUACUUAUUUGCUAUACAAUUGGGUUGAUAUAUAAACACUGUCAAAGACUUCCAUUUUAAAAAUAUACUUAUCUCGCGGUAUUUAUUGCAACAUUUACAAAUUUACAACUUUGGCAAGUGGGAGUUUCGAAAUCAUAAAUGUUCAUGUUAUCAUUGAAUACAUGUUGACCUCAUGCAUGUUGUAUAGAGUGUGGUCACGAACAUGUAACCAGGGUAUGAUCUCUUUCUGUACUUUCUCCCCUUUACUGGAAAAACCUGUUCCAAUUAUUUUUCUCCAAAAAUAAAUCACAAUUUGGUUAUGAUGA